CGGCGGAGGAGGAGUACCGGGACAGCGGCACCGCCAACUGGGGGGAGGGGAGGGAGAGACUGGAGCCCCGGAGCCGGGGGACGUUACCGGAGAACAGGGGACAUGGUCUACCUACCUGGACUACCUACCUCCACCUGGACCAGUCUGCACCACUGACCUGCAACUCCUUCCUGACCCGGGGCGAUUCACGCGAUUCCCAGAUUACAAUGCCAGACUCACCGGCUGAUGUGAAGACCCAGACGAGGACCACGCCGCCCACCAUGCCCCCUCCAUCACCUGCACUGAGCCAAGGGACCAACCGCACUUCCUCCUACACCCCAAGCACAAUGAUGAACGGGAGCAGCCACUCCCCCACCGCCAUCAAUGGAGCCCCGUCCACCCCCAAUGGUUUCAGCAACGGACCCUCCGCGUCGUCCUCCGCCGCACUAACCAAUCAGCAGCUGCCCCCGGCCUGCGGAGCCCGGCAGCUCAGCAAACUCAAGCGCUUCCUGACGACGUUACAGCAGUUUGGCAGCGACAUCUCUCCGGAGAUCGGGGAGCGGGUGCGGGCGCUGGUGCUGGGACUGGUGAAUUCCACUCUCACCAUUGAAGAAUUUCACUCCAAACUGCAAGAGGCGACCAACUUCCCGCUCCGCCCCUUCGUCAUCCCCUUCCUAAAGGCUAACCUUCCACUUCUGCAGCGGGAGCUUCUUCACUGCGCCCGCUUGGCAAAGCAAAGCCCGGCCCAGUACCUGGCACAGCAUGAACAGCUGCUCCUGGACACCAGCACCAGCAGCUCCCCCAACGACGCCUCUGAGCACCUCCUACUGGAAGUGAAUGAGAACGGCAAGAGGCGGACACCUGACAGGACCAAAGAGAACGCACAGGAAGGUCUCCACCCGGAUCACCUUGCCAAGCGGCCAUGCACCACAAGCCCCGCCCAACGAUACAGUCCCAGCAAUGGACUCCUCCACCCGCCCACCAAUGGACUCCCGCACCCCACCCCGCCUCCUACUCAGCACUACCGCUUGGAGGACAUGGUGCUGGCCCAUCACUACCGGCAUACAGACCCUCGGGAACUGCGAGAUCGACAUCGGCAGGCAGCUGUGCAUGAGGUCAUCGAUCACCGGCUGACGGAACGCGAGUGGGCAGAAGAGUGGAAACAUCUCAACAAUCUGUUAAACUGCAUUAUGGAUAUGGUGGAGAAAACCCGGCGCUCGCUGACGGUCCUCCGCCGCUGCCAGGAAGCGGACCGAGAAGAACUCAACCACUGGAUACGGCGCUACAGCGACGCCGAGGACCUGAAAAAGAACGUCAGCUCCGUGGCUCAGCCGGCGCGACAUCACAACAGCUCCUCGAGCACCGAGUCCUCACCAGCAGAGCCAUCGAGGGAUUUCCUACAUCGGCCGCCGCCGGCUGGCUAUAUGCCGGAGGAGAUCUGGAGGAAGGCAGAGGAGGCGGUGAACGACGUCAAGCGGCAGGCCAUGUCCGAACUGCAGAAGGCCGUGUCGGAAGCGGAGCGCAAGGCUCACGACCUCAUCACUUUAGAGAGAGCCAAAAUGGAGCGAGCGCUGGCGGAGGCAAAGCGGCAAGCAUCGGAGGACGCCGUCUCUGUCAUCAACCAGCAGGAGGACACAAGUGAGAGUUGUUGGAACUGCGGCCGGAAAGCAAGUGAGACCUGCAGCGGCUGCAACACGGCGCGUUACUGCGGCUCUUUCUGCCAACACAAAGACUGGGAGAAACAUCAUCACGUCUGCGGCCAAUCCCUGCACCACCCUCCCAGCGCACCACCAGCACCAACCACCCCCGCCACACCUGCAGCCAGCCCCACCGCAAGCAGCUCCGCCUCUCGAUCUGGGACUCCCGCCACACCUCUUCUGUUAGAUACAGCCUCGCGCUAAACAGAGACCUCCCGCGAUAUAAUAAUAAUAAUAGGAGGACGGAAACCAACCACUACGACACACAGCGACUGGUCAGCCUCGCUAAGUGUCCGUCAAGACUUUACCUAAACCCCGCCUCUCGUGUCUCUUUCUGGGCGGGGCUAGGACCUGCAUGUCAGUGUGGUUUCGGUUUUGGCCCAUAUGAAACUAAAUAUCACAAAAAGGGGCCUCCUAAUGUCGGAAUGAAUAUCCCGAGGAGGGGAGGUGAAGAAGAUCGCGGAUUGGGGGAUGUGUUUUUUUUUUUUUGUUUUUUUUAAAGAACUGCUUUCAAAUCUUUGGCUUUAAAUGAAAUUGAAAUCCAAAAAAGAAAACCAUAAAAACCAGAUAUACAAAUUAAACUACCUUGCUAGACAGCCAAGAAAUGUCCAACACCAAGAACACCUCGUAAAGAGAAAUCCAAAAAUAACGAAAAACCCAAACUUUUUUUUUUUUGCCAGCCCUGCCAAAGCUCGGUCCGUCAUGGCGGGAGGAAGGGGAGGGAACUUCCUGGAGUUAAAAAAAAAAGCGGGAAACUGCAAAGGAUUCUGGGAGCUUCAGCAUGAGGAAGGACACCUUAUUCUAACCAAUGCUAAAGAAGAAGAAGUGCUCCAAAGAGGCACCAACCGGUGCUGCACUUCCAGAUGGACCUCCUCCUACCUACCUCUCCUGUAGCAGGCGCCUCCCGCGUUGCUCGGCUGUUCAGGACUCCCCCGACGCCCCUCGUUCCAGUCCUUGGAUUUGUGUGCAGAGGGAAUAAGAAGACCACCAGAGAUUACGGCUCCUGUCCCCGUUGACAUUUAUGUGUAUAGGUGUCUUCACUCCAACCAACCAACCAACCUCUGCUGGGGCCCCUCGAUGGGCCUGCAGAAAUAACCCCAAAUAUCAUUAUUUAUUAGACAGUCAUGGACAACACGCCCCUCGGGGGCGGGGACUGGUGGGAGGUGACUUCCAGGGCUCCGCCUGGACCACAGACUUCAGCCCACGUUUGGCAAGAUUGUACAGUUUUUUUUUUUGUUUUUUUUUCUAUUUAUAAAAGCAAAAUGAAGAAUUCCCGUGUAGGGGACACGAGUGCAAUAUAAAAAGUGCGAGGCUACUGAUGGAUGGAUGGAUGGGGGGAGGGGAGGGAGCUGCAAAUUUAUGUCGACGUAAAAAAAAAAAAAAUAACGUGAAAAUAAAGUGGGUGGGGCAGGAAAAUGUCAGCGCCACGCAGAGAUGAACGGCGGCAGGAAUGUGAAAAUGAAGCUCUUAUGGUGUUUUGUAGUAAUAGAAUGCAAUAGGCGUAGAGAUGUACAGUAAGCUAUAGCAACCAAUCAUAGACCACGUGUUUUAGCCCGCCCCCUUCUAAGGCUUGAAAGCUGAUUGGUUGCUCUUGGUUACUUUGUGCCAUGCUCUUUGCACUGUAGAUGGAAAAUGUGAUUAGUUGCCAUUAAUAAUACAGUUCUACCUUCAGAA
Molecule: messenger RNA, 3350 nt
Organism: Rana temporaria (common frog)
Lineage: Eukaryota; Metazoa; Chordata; Amphibia; Anura; Ranidae
Gene: CBFA2T3
Product: CBFA2/RUNX1 partner transcriptional co-repressor 3
Exons: 11
Coding region: 207-1880 (557 amino acids)
Biological process (GO): negative regulation of DNA-templated transcription; DNA-templated transcription
Cellular component (GO): nucleus
Molecular function (GO): transcription corepressor activity
Source: RefSeq, a predicted model, not a curated record